AUGGUUACUAGUAUUGUUACUUUGAUAAGUUGUCUAUUAGCAGGCGCUGUUCUAUCGGAGGAUGCUACUGCCCAAACCGAUGUUGCUGCUGCAGUCAAAUUCGUAAUCAAUACGCUUGAGGAUGACCAGUUCGAUGCUGUCACGACAAAGGAAGUCGAUAGACAAAAGCGAUCAGCUGUACAUGGAGGUUCUGGUGGAGUGUUAGGACGAUUUGGAGCUGGGCAACGUCAAAAUCCUUAUGAUAGUGGUGCUUAUUCUUCAGGCUGUGGAUCUACACCAUCUGCUGGAGUUGUUUUUAUGAGAUGUUUCACACCAGGUCCCGGGUCUUUUCAGGGACCAGCUUAUGAAAGAAAUUAUUACCGACAGGGUAAUUAUGGGGACUGUUUGAACUAUUUCAAUUCUUUACCUUUAAGAAAUGUCGCUCCUAUUGGGGACGGGUAUACUGGUACUCUUAAUGGACCUGAUAAUCGAGCUUAUCAAGUUGACGCGUGUCAAAGGUGUUUUGGUGGGAAUUCUGGCAUUUCUGUACGAGGUACCGAUAGACCUUACAAUCAUCUCAAGAGAAACUUUAUCUUCAGAGUCAACUUAGGGGUACAAAGAGCUUAUGAUGGUUAUAACGGAUACGGACGAGAAAAUGCUGGUCUCUAUGGUUACAAUGGAGCGCCUGUUUCUAGUUAUGGAAAUCCUUGCGUUGGUAGCGGAUGUGGUAGUGGUAGUCGUGACAGAAUCGGAAAUGGAGAAAGAUUCAAUAACCCUUGUUUUGGAGACGGAUGUGGUGGCUAUUCUGGUGGAAUAGCAGAUGGCCGAGGUGGUUUUGCUGGACCUUGCGUAGGCAAUGGUUGCGGUGGUUCAAACGGUGUGAUUUAUCCUGCGUUGUCUGCAAGUCUUAAUCCUGGACUUGGUCAGCACGGAGAUGGCUGUGUUGGUGCAGGAUGCGGUGUUAUUAACCGUGGACUGGGUGGACGAAUUAGCAGCUCUGGAUGUACAGGAACCAGAUGCCAUGAAUUGGGAAGAAUCGUCGGAUCUGCCAUUGGCAGUGCACAACGUGGAUUUGUAGAUGAUAAUGGUUGCACCUCUUCAGGUGUUUGUUAA
This is a messenger RNA of Lottia gigantea (owl limpet), 1092 nucleotides long. RefSeq lists its product as hypothetical. The record is from RefSeq and is a predicted model, not a curated record. The transcript has a single exon. The coding region runs from base 1 to 1092 and encodes 363 amino acids. Lineage: Eukaryota; Metazoa; Mollusca; Gastropoda; Lottiidae.